Messenger RNA from Trichomonas vaginalis G3, 3123 nucleotides. RefSeq lists its product as uncharacterized. Gene Ontology annotation, cellular component: membrane. The record is from RefSeq and is a predicted model, not a curated record. NCBI's taxonomy places the organism in Eukaryota, Parabasalia, Trichomonadida, Trichomonadidae. The transcript has a single exon. Bases 1 to 3123 code for a protein of 1040 amino acids.
AUGUUUGCGAUUUUCUCAAUCCUUGCAACAUCUCAAUUACUGAAAUUGGGAUAUUCUAAAAUCAAUUUUCAAGAUGGAGAUGCACUUGUUGUGCCUUCAACCCAAAAUGUAAAAUACGCCGUUUUCAUUAACCUUUCUGAUAGUGAAAUACUUGCUAAAGCUGAUCUUAAACCUGGAGCUAAUUAUACGGCUAAAAAUAGUACCAAAGGAGAUGUCCCUUGCUAUGUUUUCUCUUACCCUUCAACUCUAAAAAGUAUUAUUACCUAUAACUACAACCUCAGUGGAGCAAAUAUUCCUGUAAACACUAUUUUGUUUGGAUUCUUUUCCCAAAUAGUCGAAGCUCGGUUUUCUCUUACAGAUCCUAACAAAACUUUCUUAUCAACUGAAUUUGAAGUUAAACUCGGUGAUAACCAUCCAGAAUCUGGAAAAUAUCUUGAUACAUGUGGUCUACUUUAUUUCGCUCUCGUAAACAAUGAUACCAAACCAAUGAACUGCACUCUUUGUGAUCCAAUUUUUCAUCUUGGAAAUUACAGUAUGACAACUUCUAAUUUUACACAUAAUUCUUCUGCACCCUCAGUAGCAACCGGAAACCUCGUUUGUGUUGCCCCAGGUCAUUAUUUCGCAUUUCGUAAUUAUUCAUCAAUGAAUACAACUAUUUCCAGUAAAUACAAUACAACGGAUUUAGUUUCAGCUGCAGCCGGUAAGCCUCAUGUUUUCCUUAUAUACAAUAAGACUGGAAUUGAUGCAGUAUUAUACUUAGCAAAGAGUCAAGUUGUUAAAAUUAAUACAUCCGAACUUUCCACAUCCAGUUCAAAGUUAGCAAUCAUUGCCUCCGAUCAAUUGCUUAGGACUGGAUUUAUGUUAUCUCCAGAAGUUUCUGUAAAUGCUUACUUUGGAAUUAGUAAUAUUGGAAACCCUACAACAGUUUCGGGAUAUCAAUCAAUUGAUGUCUUUUGCUAUGUUCUUGAACUCAAAUUAAAUUCUUCAGGAAAUGUAUCUGCAUAUACACAAGGUAUUGUUGAAACAUAUUAUUAUGCAGGAGAAACUGCUCCUAAUUCUACUGCUCCUAAUUCUACUGCUCCUAAUUCUACUGCUCUAGUCGGCAAUCUAUUCACAGUAGAUUCAACAGAAUACCAAAUUGUAACUUCAGCAAGUACUACUACUGGAGCUGCCCUGUUAAACAAAGAUAAAAAGUGCCUAUUCCCACCAGGUUAUGUUCUAACUUACAAGAAUUCCACUGCAGCUGGAAUUCAAUAUGAAACAAAUGUAUACACUUCAUCUGAAGACAGUACUAAAAUUUUCAUUUCCAGCUCCCUCUACACUAAUUCCCUUAUCCUUUCAGGAAAUAUUACUUCCUAUAAAAUGGUGAGCCCACAAAACAAAUCAUUCUCCAUCAUUUACUACAGCACUAAUGAUACAAGCGUUAAGUUCUUUGCAGAAGCAACAAACAUUGUUAUUUCAAGUGGCACAACUUCAGGAUAUAUUCAAACAACUGCACAAUUUUACAGCGAAAUUCAGGUCCCUGCUGGAAAAUACGCUGGCUUUAUUUCAUCAACUUACACCGGCUCAGAUACAGUAGAACAGAAAGGUCAAAUAGCAGUUUCUGAUUCAAUCUACCCAUUAAUCGCUGGUAAAAAACAAAUUAAUGUUACAUCUAGCGGUGUUACUGUCAUCACCCCUCCAAGUACUGAGGGCAAUACAGGUGUUGCAAUCUUCACAAAUCCAUCAGGCUUCAAAGCUAACGGUACAGAUCUCAAGACAACAUACAUUAACUCAUCUAGGAUGGCAAUCACAGGAACAGGAACAUUAGAUGUUGCAUUCCUUAUGAUUCCAACAACAACAUCUGUUUCAACUGUUAUCAACAUGGACAAAGCUCACUACAUGAUCCAACCACCAAAAGAUCUUACUCAAAAAUACAUUUUCAUCUUGGCAUCCACAAAAGGAUUCUAUUACUCCUUCGUCCCUGGUGAUAAAGUAUUGUUAAAUUAUUACCAAGGUAAUGGUUUUUUAGCUGGCUCUGGUACAAUCACAACAACAACAUCAUACACAUACCCAAUCUAUGGUGUUCUCACAUUUGCAGAAGGUGCCACUGCUUCCCAGCUUAACUGUGUUGCUGCUGAAGCUAUUCCAGAUGGUGCUUCUAAGACCAACGGCCCACUCGCUGAUGGUUACACUGACAUCCUCACCAAACAUUCAGGUGAUUGGACAGCUAUUGAUAAAAACUUCCCAUCCCAACUUUCAAGUGGUGCCUACUACCUCCUUCCAAAGAAAGAAACAACAUUCACUGUCAACGCCGCAUCUGAUGUCUUCUUUGUUCCAGACGACAAGGAUGCGAAGGCUUCAUGCAUCUUAGUUUACUCUAAGGAAAACUCUGAGAAGCUUCUCGGUUACGAUAUCUUCGAAAAGAAGAUUUACGGUGUCCACUUCUCUGCUUCAAGCCAAAUCAGACUGAAAUCAGAGAAGGCAAUCGCCGUUUACGUCUUCCCAUCAUCUGGGGUCGCAGGCAGAAGUGUCUACUUCUUCUCUGGCAAGGAAGGCAAACUUGAAAAGCCAGCUGAUGCUAAAGGCGAAAUUGAUGUCUACAUUGGUUUCUCAAGAAAGUCAUACGCCGUUGUAACACUUGAUGAAGCAGGUGCUGCCAAUCCAAAGACUAUCACAGGUGCCGCGGCCUUGUCAGUCUCUGGACUCCCACUCGCCUACACAUUCAGUAACCUUACCAAGUUCAAAAACAUCAGCUACACACUCCCUGGAAAUACAGGUGACGAAGUUACCUCAACAAUCUCAUCUACUUCAUCUGAUUCAUUCGUUGAAUACAACAGCAAGAAGGCAGAUGCUGAAGAAAUUAAGGAUGGAGGUCUCCCAGGAUGGGCUAUCGCACUCAUCGUAAUCUUCAUCAUCCUCUUCAUCGGUAUCGAUAUCGGCCUCGUCUUCCUCGUCAUUUGGUGCAAGAAGAACGAAAAGCACCCAGACUUCAACGUUGAAGAAGAAGACGCACUCGAGGAAGCUGGCGACGAAGAAAAGAAGGACGAAUACGAACACCCAGAUGAUCAAAACCCAGGUGCUGCCAGAACAAACGAUAUGGCCAAUCCACAGGCUUCCCCUGAUGAACCAUUAAAUGCUUAA